AUGUCGACAUCUAUGUCCUCCACCAACAAGAUCUCAGAUGACAGGUCGAGUCCAACGCCAACUACGGACGCUACACCAAGCGAACGCCCAGGGUCACAGGAGACUUCACAGCAGCCCACAUCAAACACGCAGAACCUGGACGAGACGGAUGAGCCCAGACAGGCAACGCAAGGAAAAGGUCUCGAAGCAGUUCAACACAUCCUUGCACUCCAACAUGACCGCAUUGUCGCCAUGAGCGGUCGACUUGAGGAACUCGAGAACACGAUCCAGUACAUCUACAAGAACACCAGCACCAAUGCCAUCCUUCAAGAGCGCCAUGACGUGAGGGUGGCGGCCCUUCGAGCGGACUCUACCAGAGCCACCACCGACAACAUGAUCCAACGACACACCCACACCCUACGCCAAAUCAACCAGAAGAUCGCGGAGAUCCAGAGAGAACAAAACACACAAACACAACGAAUCAUCGACGUGGAGAGCAGAUUGGAUGCGAUCACCUAUACCAUGGAGGCCAUGAAAGACAAGCUCCAACAACACUCCACACAACAACGCGAAGAUCCCCACACCAGCAAGUCCUUCCUCGUCGACAGCAUCGAGUACGCCCGCGUCCGCAUCGACAAAGUUGAAGACCAGCUCCAGAAACACGGACAAACCAUCACCUACAUGUACAAUUACUUCAAGCCUGGAACCAGAACGUCCACCAGCUCGGAUGCAACACCUGUGGGACAAUACCGCUCCAAGUCAAGAACUCCCUACGACCCCAAUCCGAGCAGACCAAAUCCCACAUCAUCUAGUUCGGCUACACAGUGA
This is a messenger RNA of Symbiodinium natans, 807 nucleotides long. The record is from the annotation of a GenBank genome assembly. Lineage: Eukaryota; Dinophyceae; Suessiales; Symbiodiniaceae.